AUGAAGUUACCGUUGUUGAUAGUUUGGGAUGGAGCCCGUGGAGCUCUAUUAUUCUUUUCUAUCUCUUUUUCAGCUAAAAGAUUAGCAGAAGAGCUUGAUGGUUGGCUCAGGGCAGCUGGGCUGCCCAAAUCUCCAGAAGUAAGGGCUGUGAUUGCUCCACAUGCAGGUUAUUCAUAUUCAGGUCGCGCUGCAGCCUAUGCAUUUGGAAACAUAGACCCAACUAACAUUUCUCGGGUAUUCCUUCUUGGUCCAUCUCACCACUAUUACACACCAAAGUGUGCUCUUUCUGCAGCCACAGUUUACAAGACUCCUUUAGGCGACCUACCUAUUGAUUUGGAAGUCAAUGAGGAGCUAAAAGCUACAGGAAAGUUUGAAUUGAUGGAUAUUCAUGUUGAUGAAGCUGAACAUAGCAUGGAAAUGCACUUGCCAUAUCUUUCAAAAGUAUUUGAGGGGCACCCAGUAAAAGUUGUGCCCAUUCUUGUUGGUGCUCUGAAUGCUGAAAAUGAAGCAAUGUAUGGAAGGUUGUUAGCCAAAUACGUGGAUGAUCCGAGUAACUUUUUCUCCAUAUCCUCGGAUUUUUGUCACUGGGGUUCUCGGUUCAAUUACAUGCACUAUGACAAGAAAUAUGGGGCCAUACACAAAUCUAUAGAGGCAUUGGACAAAAUGGGCAUGGAUAUAAUAGAAACAGGAGAUCCAGAUGCAUUCAAACAGUAUUUAUUGGAGUAUGACAACACAAUUUGUGGACGCCAUCCAAUCAGCGUCUUUCUCCAUAUGUUGAGGCACUGCUCAACAAAGAUAAAAAUCAAAUUCCUUCGAUAUGAGCAAUCAAGCCAAUGCAAAAGUAUGAGAGACAGUAGUGUAAGUUACGCGUCUGCUGCAGCAAAGGUUGAUGCUUAAAGCUACAUGAAAAUACGUGGAUUUACUUGUAUGGUAACAUUAAGCAAAUUAAUGUCCUUUGAAUUGAUUGUCCUAAUUUACUACUUGCAUUUGCAAUAACAACAUUGCGGAUUCCCUGUUUAUAUGUUGAUACCAGUAAUGGAACUUACAACCACAA
Pistacia vera is the source of this 1054-nucleotide messenger RNA. RefSeq names its product protein MEMO1. The record is from RefSeq and is a predicted model, not a curated record. The coding region runs from base 1 to 897 and encodes 298 amino acids. The transcript has 8 exons. NCBI's taxonomy places the organism in Eukaryota, Viridiplantae, Streptophyta, Magnoliopsida, Sapindales, Anacardiaceae.